Molecule: messenger RNA, 936 nt
Organism: Botrytis deweyae
Lineage: Eukaryota; Fungi; Ascomycota; Leotiomycetes; Helotiales; Sclerotiniaceae
Exons: 1
Coding region: 1-936 (311 amino acids)
Source: RefSeq, a predicted model, not a curated record
AUGAAAGUUGAAGACCUGAGCGCAGAGGAGUUGUUGGAGAAUCUGCGCGCCGCGCCAAAGGAGAACGCGAUUGACAUGCUGGAGAGAUGGACGAAAACCAAGAAGUCUGGAGCAGAGCUUGCAAGCACUCCUCCCGUAGGGUUACCAACUAUACCUAAAAAGCCGACUCUCAGCUCUUUCGUUUUUCGAAUUGUCGAAGAAGGGAGUGUUUCCAUUUGGGAUGGAAUCAGCGGCAGUUACAAGCCCGUAAACAGCCUCACAACCAGCGUGAAGGUGAAGAAGCGCGAACGAAAACCUGGGAAUAAACCCAGGAUCAUAAAGCUCUGCGGCCCUGACAAGUUGAAGGUCACCAUUGCGGAAGGAUUCUGCAAGGUGUUUUAUUUUGCAGAUGGAACUGUAUCAGCUGAGGAUGGAUCGAAGAUCAGACAGUUCAUCAAAGCAGCCAUUGGAGAUAUUGAUGCACUGAAGAUCGAUAAGAAACUCUUUCGAAAGAUGAUCAGCAAGAUUCGAGACAGCUUUCAUACCGGGUGCGAGGAAUUCCUUCAUCAAUGGGGCCAAGAUAUCCACGAUCAUCUGUCAAUGGAAAAUAUCAGUAAUGAUAUAGCCAUAUGCAUGCUCCACAGAGCUUUUGGCAAUUCGGUUGAUCUGGACGAGUCGAUUCUUUGGGGCAGAUCAUCAUGCUUUUGGUAUAUCCAAGCAUACAAAGAAAAUGGAAAUGCUGAGAGAAAAUUGAGAAGGAGAAAUAUCGACAAAACUUUGUUAAAACGAAUUGCCGAAGCACACAGACCGAAAUUAGACAGCCUUGCCCUACCAGUGUCCCCAUCGUGUCCUUAUUCGCUGGCCAGUGAAGAAGGACUUUGCUAUCAGAUCGAAACUCCGGGCCAUCGAAGUUUUGAAGAAGAAACUGAUGCUUUCGAAGAAGACAAAGCAAUCUAA